This is a messenger RNA of Dreissena polymorpha, 1515 nucleotides long. RefSeq names its product BTB/POZ domain-containing protein KCTD7-like. NCBI's taxonomy places the organism in Eukaryota, Metazoa, Mollusca, Bivalvia, Myida, Dreissenidae. Gene Ontology annotation, biological process: protein homooligomerization. Bases 314 to 1282 code for a protein of 322 amino acids. The record is from RefSeq and is a predicted model, not a curated record. The transcript has 5 exons.
UUCGUUUGCUAACUGAGCAUACAAUUGCUACUUCAGUUUUCAUUCUUAAAUUGUCUACAUUUAAGGUGUAUGUUACAUAUGCAGAAAGUUGUCAAUCUAUAUAUAUAUAUUAAGGUAUAUAUCAGAAAUUUGACCGUUCCUAUAAACUAUAACAGUGCAUACGAUUACGCCCUGAAAGGGUUUACACCUGAUAGUUGCCGCGAAUCAUAUGGGAGGAGAUUCCGAUUUACAAAAGGAGACGAAGAAGACGAAAUGUUAAGUGAAAAACAAACAAUAAAGAACAACUUCAUUUGCAUAACUACAUUAAAAGAAUAUGAGGAUUUUAGUCUGGAGGAAUGGCGAUUUGCAGAUCUUUUUGUCCACAUCGCAUUCCCUCUUCAGUGCAGCUUUUUGUCCUUCUGUAAAUGUGUUACCCGUUACGUCGGAAUCACCUAAAACCACUACGUCACAUACGCAUUCAACCAGAACGUCAUUUAAGGCUCCAACAUUAACGUUACCUGUGCCGUCAACCGAAACUGAAUCGCAAGCAUUUGAGCAGGUGCUGCCAAAGGAAACGUGUACCAAACAGGUACCGGAUGUACUGGAGCUAUGUGUUGGGGGCACCCACAGGUACACGACAUUGCUGGUUACCAUGACACAGGCAAAGGCAGGUGAUCUUGCAGAAAUGUUCUUAGGAAAAGUGCCUUUACAUGUCAUGACAGAUGGAUCUUUCUUCCUUGACACUGACGGAGAAUCCUUCCAACUGAUUAUUGAAUACUUACGUGACGGCCGACUGCCGGAUAUGGACGUAGAUUCUUCGAAAGGCACUUGUGAGGAAUUGUUACUGAAAUCUUUCCAAACCGCUCGAAAGUACGGGUUACAUGAAUAUCUGCACGAUCUUGACCAAUAUGUUCCUAUUCAGCGUUUCAAAGACCUUGAAGCAAAUAAAGCUUUUGUCGAGUUCUAUGUGAAACAGAUUUUAUGGGCGCUCAAUAAAACUGAUCUUGAACGAAAUGGAAAGUUCGCAAUCCUGUUGAAGUCAACUAAUUCGACUGUUAUCUCUGCUGCGUGCUGUAAACAUGUCUGUCAGUUUUCCCCUCAUGAUACUGUUGUUCACCUAACAAGGGACUUUAGUUUGCGAAUCUUGAUUUUGUUGUGUCAGCGUCUCCGUUGCCUUGGUUACAACGUCACUACCAAUGAAGAAAGUUGUGUGUUUAGAUGUUCUACACACGAGGAAGGAGACGACGCUAGAAAGGAAUGCACAAGCAGGCGUCAUUUGUUGACGUGGUUUUGUCGGAUUUAGAAAUGCAGCAACCCUGUUGGAUUGCAUUAGAUUUAUUAAGUACCAACAGAGCUUGCCAACGUUUACCUUAUACCCGUGAACUGUUUAAUCAUAGUUUACUCGAUUGUUUUGUGUCCUAUACACGCGGGUUUGUUCGUAAUUUUGGUUUAUGAAAACUUGUCAGAACGUGAAUGGCAUGGGACCCUUAUGUAACAUGUUAAGUUCUAGUUAUUGUGUGUGUGUUUUCUAUCAAA